AUGGCCUCAGAGCAACUCACACAAUGCCUCACACAUACACUCUCCCCGGAUACCACCACGCGCAUCAAGGCCGAGCUCACCCUCGGCGACAUGCUCGCUGCCCCAGAGGCGGGCUUGGUGCUUGCACAGCUCGUGGCGAGCCAGGGCGCGGACGUAGGGCUUAGACAGAUGAUCGUUCUGCGUAAGUUUGUGAAUGAAAGAUGGUCUCCCGCGCUACCGAAAUGGAGAAGCAUGGCGUGUAUAUGUCGUGCCCAAUCGUUUCUGACGAAACCGCACCCCGCGCAGCUCAAAGGCCAGAUUCGCCAAGUCGUCUUCCAGACCCUCUCCGACCUUCAAAAUAAAAUCCGCUCCCUCAGUGCGCAAAUCAUCACGACCAUCGCAAACGCUGACUGGCCGGAUGAGUGGCCAGACCUACUCGACGCGCUGAUCGCACUUCUGUCCUCGAAUUCACCGUCGUCCGUGCACGGCGCGAUGCAGGUGUUGGCUGAGUUCAUCAAGGCGGACUUGACGGAAGACCAGAUCCUGCCCGUCCUCAGACAGUUGCUCCCGAUUCUGCUGAACAUCCUCGGCGCGCCUGAGCAACAUAGCGUGCUCACGCGCGCACGCGCUGUCGGGGUCUUCAGGACGUGUGUGGAGACGCUGUUCAUGGUGAAGCAGGAGCACCCGCAGGCGGUCAAGGAGGCCGCUCAGUCCAUCCUUCCCGCAUGGCUGGACGCAUUCAAAUUCCUACUGAACAUUGACCCGAGGCGCGACGUUGACGGCACACCGAACUGGGACGGUGUCGCACUGCGCAUUCAGAUCUUCAAGGCUCUUGACACGAUUCAAGUGCCUUUCCACCGUCUCCUCACACCGGCCCUUCCCGACUUCCUCUCCGCAGCGCUCGCCCACCUGACCACGCUCUAUCCUGCCUAUCUGCAUCACUACAUCCUCGCUGAAGCUGCCGUUCCUCCGCCCUCAGAGGCGACCGAUGGCGAGAGCAUUGAGCUGACGCAGCUGUUCUGCGCGAUCUCUGACUUUGUGGCGGGCGCGGCGCGGCAUGCGCGCGGAAGGGAGUUUUGGACGGAGGAUAAUAUGGGGAAGACGGUGUUGGCGCUCACACAGUGGGUGCAAAUCACGAAUGAUGAUGAAGAGGAGUGGAUCAACAACGCGAAUGCGUUUGUUGCUCAAGAGGCGGAGGAGGCAAUGUCUUUCAGCGCCCGGAUAGCUGGUAUUGACUUGCUUGGCGCUAUCAUCGAUGGAUUCCAGUCACCAGCAAUGAACACCAUGCAAUCAGUCAUUCACCAGAUCACAGCUCAGUCGGACGCGGAGAAGGCCUCUGGAAACCCGAACUGGUGGCGUCCUCUGGAAGCCAUGCUCGCGGCGGUCGGCGGUCAAUCCGAGUCGGUCCUCGAUUGGAUCGAGGACGAGGCUACCUCUGGCAGACAGGCCCAAAUCCAGAUCGUCCCUCUUCUCCAGAAUGUCAUACCGAACUUGCUCAGCUUGUCAGCGUCUCAAUAUGGUGUAGAUUGCCCCUUCUUACAGGGUCGGGCCUUCGUAUUCGCUAGUCAGUACACGAAAGUGCUACCUGUGGAGAUGGCAGGCCAGUACUUGCAGGCGACCGUACAAGUGCUCGAGGCCAGUGAGGCCAACAUACCCAUCAAGAUCUCUGCGGUCAAGGCCGUCCUAAACUUCUGCAAGGACAUCAACGACGACUUGCUGGAACCCGUGGCACCGCGGAUAGCGAAGGCCGUCGGCCCAUUCCUGACUGUGACCUCGGAGGAUACAUUGUCUCUUGUGUUGGAAGCGCUCUUGACGAUUGUCGAGAUCAAGAAGUGUGCAUGGAUCACGCCGGACCUCGCCAGUUCGCUCGUGACGGCUGUCUUGGAUAUCUGGAUGAAGAACAACAAGGACCCGAUCUUCAUCUCCCUCCUGACCGAUAUCCUCGCCUCAUUGGCUGGGUCGAAGGCCCCGGGCGUGUACGAAACAGUGGUCAAGCAAGCCCUGCCCAUUCUCACCAACGCCAUCAUGGCGUCUACCGAGAGGGAGCCAUGGAUCACUGGGGCUGCCAUUGAUCUUGCAAGCAGUCUGGCCCAGGGCGCGCCUGAGUCCGGGUUGGGAGAUGGCUUCGUGAGCAUACUCGCACCCAGCCUGUUCCUUGCCCUGCGGUCGGUCGAGGACAGGGACGUCGUCCAGAACGGCAUCGCCUGUUUGACCACUAUCAUCCGGAAAGACUGCACGCAGCUGCAGACUUGGUCCGACCCCACGACGGGUCGAUUAGGGCUGGACUGCGUACUGGAGGUGAUUGCGAAGCAGCUGAAGAGCCAGGACGAAUCGGGCGGGCUUGUGGUGGGCGACCUGAUCAUCCAUCUGCUGCGCCGAGCAGGCGAGAACGUCCUCCCCGUACUUCCUGAAUUGCUCAAUGCCAUGAUCGGUGGGAUGACCACCGCGAAGACCGCCACGUUCAUUCAGAGCCUUGUCAUCCCGUUCGCGUUCCUGAUCCACAAUCAACGAGACACUGUGCUGGAUCUUCUCGAGCCCACAAACGUCGAUGGGCGGUCAGGCCUCGACAUCCUCCUGCAAACCUGGUGCGAGAACGAGGAGACCUUCCAAGGCUUUUGGGCGCAGCGCAUCAGCUCCCUCGCCUUGUGCUCGCUAUUUGCUUCUGGCCGGCCAAGCCUCCAAAGCGUCGUCGUGAAGGGGGACCUGAUAAUCAAGCCGGAGACAAGAAAUGUCAUCAUGACUAGGUCGAAGACAAAAGCUGUGCCCACAGAGUUCACUCGCAUACCCUUCCCUGUGAAGGCACUGAAAAUCCUGCUGCGCGAGCUGCAGUCCGGCGGAGAGGCAGCUUCACGGAGAAUGAAUGCGUCGGAAGUCGACUCAGACGACGGGGACGAUUGGCAAGAGGACGACGAUGAGGUCGCGCCCUCUCGCUCAUCCUCGCGCGCAAACGAGAUGGCCUUCCUGUCCGACCUGCUCUCUGCGCCCGGGGGUUUGCCUUUCGACAAUGACGACCUACUGGAGGCGGCUGACGACGAGGACUUGAAGAGUGACCCCGUGUCGCAAAUGGAUAUGAAGGCUCAUCUUCUGUCAUUCUUCAAGGACUGCGCGGCGCAGAACACGAACAACUUCUCUGCCGCGGUCGACCAGCUAUCAGCGGAUGAAAUCCUCGUCGUGCGGCAGGUUGUGAGCUCCCAGUAA
Fomitopsis serialis is the source of this 3177-nucleotide messenger RNA. RefSeq names its product ARM repeat-containing protein. The record is from RefSeq and is a predicted model, not a curated record. Gene Ontology annotation, molecular function: small GTPase binding. Gene Ontology annotation, cellular component: nuclear envelope; cytosol. NCBI's taxonomy places the organism in Eukaryota, Fungi, Basidiomycota, Agaricomycetes, Polyporales, Fomitopsidaceae. The coding region runs from base 1 to 3177 and encodes 1058 amino acids. The transcript has 20 exons. Gene Ontology annotation, biological process: protein import into nucleus.